Molecule: messenger RNA, 2698 nt
Organism: Jaminaea rosea
Lineage: Eukaryota; Fungi; Basidiomycota; Exobasidiomycetes; Microstromatales
Exons: 1
Coding region: 15-2645 (876 amino acids)
Source: RefSeq, a predicted model, not a curated record
CCAACUCCUCCACAAUGCCAGGCGCAGCAGCUUCAAUAGAGCAGGAGCUGGACAAGCUUAGCCUGUCUUCCAAUCCGGACCAGCUGAUCGCAGCAUUCGAAGCUGAUGCCGAUCAGAGGAGCAGGGCCUUGGCCACUCUGAGCCUUUCGCGAGCUGCCUCGGAUCAGGCGAGUCUGGCGUCCUUGUAUGCGCCUUUGGCUUCACGACUGGAGGAUGUGGCAGAGGCAAAAGGAUACGCUGCAGCGCUCAGACUUCUCUCAACUCUAUCUAGCAUCUCUCCACCAGCCGUGCAAGGUAUCCUGUUUGCAAAUGCUGCUGUCCGCCCGCUUUGGACCAGCGCCUUCCCCAAGGUCACCAGCCCAGAUCCGCUGCUUGACCUCCUUCGUGCCGACCUUCUAGCUGCGCUCGUCAGCGAUGCAGCAAUGAAGACCGAUGUGCUCAAGGCCAAGGAGCUUGUGGCCUGGCUGCGAGCUGCAGGCCCACAACAUAGCGAGACUGAGGACGAACGCGUUGCUCUAGUCGCUCACCUGGCCCUCUACAAGCUGCACCAACGACCUUCGAGCAGUCAGCUCCCUGCCGAUGCAGGGGAGGAACUCCAGAGAUCAAGCUCAGACGAUGAUACUCUGCUUCUCCUCUCAAGAAGCCAGGUACUCACCGCCAACGCUCAAGCUCUCGCCGACGAGUCGUCGCGCAUCUCCCUACUCGCCGCCCUCGAAGCGCUGAGCUACCUUUCUUCCGGCCCACCAUCAAGGAAGGACCUCAUUGCCAACGAUGCACCCUUCUUGCAAGCUCUAUGCGCAAUGCCUGGUAAGCUAGGCCAGCAGAAAAAUAGAAGAGCAGUCUUCCCGUCCCGAGGAGGUGACGAGGGAAAGGCGAGCAGCAGCUAUCAAAUGGACUCUACCCUCUCAAAGGCGGACGGGCUUGCACCAGCAGACACGUCCGUGCAGUACGCCCUGUCAACAAUCAUCCUGAACCUCGUGGCCUAUCCGCCCGCUCUGACUGGUGAGGAGAAGCAGAUGCAGAAGCUGAAAGCGAUGGCAAAUGCGAAGCAGCAGGAGAAGGGGCAAGGCGGCCAAUCAGCGCCGCAGGAGGAGGCAGAGCCCAGUGCGAAGAUUGAUGCGAGGGUCAACAAGGCAAUGCAGGCUGGCGUAGCGGAUACGCUUGUAUCCCUCGUUCUUUCUGGCGGUGUGGACGCAAGCAACUCGACGGCACUCAACCCAUCCACAGCUGUACGCGAUACCGUCUCCAACGCUCUGCUGAACCUGACAGUCAAGCAAGACAAGCAACAACGCGGCCGGCUCGCUCAAGCGGGAGGGGCGAAGGCUCUCGUAGCGCUGAGCAGCGAUGUUAUUGCCAGACUGAAGCAGCAACGAGAGCGAAAGCAAGAGAACCAGAGCAAGACGGGCUCCACACCUCAGCCAGCAUCAGCGUCGGCAGGAGUACCCCCGCCCCUCUCCUCGCUACAAGCUCUGGCCCGUCUGUGCGUCACCCACUCCCCGGCUCUCCUCUUUGGCGGAGGCUCCUCCGGGAGUUCAGCAUCCUCAACCGCAGUAAGCGCCACACUCCCCUUCCUCACCGCCUUGUACCUCCAUCUCACCUCCAACCCUUUGCAACGCUUCGAAGCCUUGCUAGCGCUCACGAACGUGGCUAGCCUCUCACCUGAGGCCGGGCGGGCGGUUGCGAGCGCGAAGCUUCGAGAUGAAUUGAAAGGGCAGAAGGGAGGGCUGGCAGGAGGAGAAGGACCGACAACGAUUCUUGAUGGCUUGGAGAGCUCCAUUCUGCUGGAGGGAAACGACAUGAUUCGCCGUGCAGCAGUCGAGCUGCUGUGCAACUUGGUGCAGGAUGAGACGGCGUUCGCGCGAUGGAGCGGUGAGGAAGAGAAUGAGGCCAGCUCCAAGGCCCAAAGAAAGCCGCAGCAGAUUACCUCAGCAGAAGGAGGCGAAGAGAGGAGCAGCGAGGGGAGUCGGGCCCGCCACCGUCUUCACCUCCUGGUAGCCCUCUGCGCUCCUGCGGCUGCCAAUGCCAUGAGCGGUGAGACGUCAUUACCUACUCGUAUGGCCUCAGCAGGUGCAGUAGCUACUCUGUGCUCCAGCGCUAUAGCUUGCGAGCAUCUCCUCUCUUUGCGCGCUCGGACGCUCAAUAUCGUAGCGCGCCUCAUACGACCGGGGGUCGCCGUCAAAGCUGGAGCUGGAGGGCAGCAGGAGGCGAAGAUUGUCGAGCUGACGGAGGGCGAUCACGAAGUCUUGCCUGACUCCAAUGGGGGUGAAAGCGACGACGAUGUAGUAGACGAGGAAGAGGAAUCCGGCCUAGAGCAACAAGACGCCGUCUCUUGGGCACAAGGCGCCUCGCAUGCCCGUGCAAGCCUGGCCUUGCGGGGCGUCACUAUUGCGAGCUGUCUUGUGCAGUACGUCGCUUGGAGGCGCGAGCAGAAGAAGGGCGAUGUGGGGGUAUUCAAAGCGGAGCUCGAGGGCUGUGGAAUGCUGGAAGCGUUGAAGGGCGCAGCAUUAGAGGGGGCGAGGGAAAUGCAGCAAGGCGCUGCGGGGCAGGGUGUCAAGGAGGGAGCGGCUGAACAGGAGGCACGCGCGAUGCGUGGGGAGGUCACACGACUCUGUAUCGAGGCAUUGAAAGAGAUGAGCAAGUGGUAGAGCAGAGCAUAUCAUAUUUGUAGCAUUAGGCAAUCGAUCGAGAAAAGUCAGGG